CAAAUUUUUGCGAUAUGCAAGAGUGUAAUUUCGUUUGGAAAAGUAUGUGUGUGUGUGUGCAUAUACGCUACCGGUUCAAGAAUAGAAAAUACCGUUCAGAAAGCUUUUGCUAUUCAACGCAGUACCGAUUUUGAUCGCCAGACGUGAAGAUGUCUCUGGCUACGCGCACGGGUUAAAGGAAUUUUUUGGCAGUUUUUGAACGGAUUUGAGGCAUUAUUCGAUUAGUUUUUAGUAUUCUCGGUACAUUACCUGUAUGUUUUAAAAGAAGUGAAAUAGUUGAAAAGCCCGCAUACUGUUAAAUCAGGCAAAUAUAUGUAUAUGUUUUUCUAGUUUUGAAGACAGAUUUUUAAAAAUAAACAAAAAGUGACGUAACUUUUGCCCUGCGACAGAAGCUUUCGCCGUGAGGAAAAUGAGAGCGUAAACGAUACAGCAGUAAUGAGAGCAUUUUGAGAGAGCUCACGUAAACAUCAAUUAUACAAACAUACAUAUAUUUGUUUUUAUUUACUUUGUUAUGUUUAUAAACAAAUGAAAGUCACGUGUCUAACUGAACGGAAUCGGAUUAAAUCCGAGAACUAAUAGCAACAAUUCCCCUUUACAUAAAUGAGUGAGAAAUACCGGGUGAUAUUACAAACCGGUCUACGUACAUACGUUUUAUUUACUGAGAAACCGUUAGAACUCGUUAAUUUUGAAAAUGUCUAAAAAGUGUGGCGUUCGCUCGUUGAGCGAUAGUGCCUUGGCCGAACUGGCAAACCAGAUUGUUUCGACGAUCGGCUACGCCAAGUAUGCUCCCGACGUUGUGUUGGACAUCGACAUCGUGAUGGUGGACAUCAAUCAAUAUCUCGAGCAGACUGGCGCCACCUGGAACAUAUAUCAAGACCUUUUGCGGGUCAUACUCAGCUCCGACUACCUGGAUGCCAAUAUGCGUUUCACUUGUCUGCAAAUGCUGCUUAACGGCAGUGUAGCGUUUUUGGUCACCGAAGUCUUCCCCUUUUCGUAUUAUGAGAAGAUUCUGCAAGUGAUUGCCGCCCAGGGCACUGGAUUGCGUGUGCUCAACUUGAAGGGAGUGUGGGUCAAGGAGGAGCACAUGCAUUACCUCUUCGAAAUCGUGCGCAAAUGCAAGUACUUGACCAAGUUGUUUGUACCAUAUAUUGCCAACGACGAUCUGCUGGAGGUGAUUGCCAAACACUGUAGUCAACUGAAAGUAUUGGACAUAUCCGGCGAGACAGACAUCACCGAAAUCGGGAUAGAGUCUCUCAGUCACGGUAUGUGUAAUGAUAAGUUAACGGUCGUGGACGUUGGCAUGCCCGGCGAGGAGAAUAUCUGCUACUCAGAUAUUGCACUAAUAUUAGAGCACUGCCCCAAUGUGGAGACACUCUCCACCUACUCAUUUGUGGGUGCUUCGCUGAAGUUCGUGCAUGAUAAUAUUGACGAGAAUUUUACUUGCAAGCUGCGCUAUUUACACGACACCGGCACAGAUGAGGAGACGCUUCGUGUUAUUAUGAAGACUUGUCCGCACUUGGAAUCCCUAUAUCUGGACACACCUAAAGCCGGAUCACUUUCGGUGCUUACGAGCACAUUUCUAAGAAAACUGAAAGUCUACAAAUUUUCUUGCGCUGAAGUAAUGGAAGUGCUCGACAGAAUCGGACACAAUCUCAGCCACCUGACCAUGAUAAAGGGUGUUGGCCACAUGGAAAUAAGCGAAAUAGUCCGUGCCUGCCCCUUGUUGGUCGACUUGGACUGCUACAUGAUGGAUGGACUCUCCUAUACAAAGGACAGCAAUCGGUUUGAAUGCUUAGAGGGCUUGGAAAUGCUCAGCAGC
This is a messenger RNA of Bactrocera dorsalis (oriental fruit fly), 1819 nucleotides long. RefSeq lists its product as uncharacterized. The record is from RefSeq and is a predicted model, not a curated record. The annotation marks the transcript as partial. The transcript has a single exon. NCBI's taxonomy places the organism in Eukaryota, Metazoa, Arthropoda, Insecta, Diptera, Tephritidae.